Messenger RNA from Dermacentor andersoni, 2081 nucleotides. RefSeq lists its product as uncharacterized. Lineage: Eukaryota; Metazoa; Arthropoda; Arachnida; Ixodida; Ixodidae. The record is from RefSeq and is a predicted model, not a curated record.
UCCACCCUCGUUCUUUAGGGUUGGCGUGGACCUGGCUGUACUAACAUUCUUCGUAUAUACCGGGACAGUCUACUGCGUUUUGAGGUUCUCCUUCACUGGAACCUACACAAAAAUGAACGUUCCGACGCACGGAGAGCAUCGACCAAGGAGCUUCUAUGCCACGGACGCAUUUGCGGGAUACAGCAAUGAUAUAGUGCCAGACAUACUGCACUUGGUUAGGUACAAUUCGUCCAAUGUGGACUUUAUUGACGUGGUGACCCUCCGAUCCAUGUAUUUGAACCAUCGGCCCGAGAAGAUAUACGUUCACUGCAGUCCUUGCGGCUUUGAAGGGAACUACACUCGCUUUCUGGAAGGCAUCAACUUCACCUUCAUCCCAUCAGUUUUGCCCACUGAGAUUUUUGGCAUUCCCAUAAAGGUAUCUUACCACGCAACCGACGUUCUCCGCAUCAAAGCUCUGAUGCGCUACGGAGGCUACUGCUUAGACCGAGACGUGUUCGUGGUUCAAUCCCUGCAACGCUUCCGGCGAUACGAGGCAUCCGUGGGCUUUGGGAGCCGGGACUCUAUGGGAAACUGCCUGAUGUUUUUUCACAACAACUCGCGCUUCCUUCGGCUCUACCUGGACAGCUACCACCAGUUGACUGACUCGGGUUGGAAUUACAACGCGGGCGAGCUGCCCACCAAAGUUCUACUCGAACGGCAUCCGCAUCUCGUCCAUCGAUUGCACUACGGCCUCGAAACCGGACUCGACAUGCUAGGCGCCCUGUACGAGCCACACGCCUACCCGUACUGGCGGCACGCCUUUGCCAUGCACCUUCUGUCGCAGAACCGCGGGGAGUCGCAGCACGAUCCACUGCGCGCCGCUCCGUUUAACGAAACCAACAUCCGGGACCUCGACAAUGCCUUUGGACAGAUGGCGCGCUCGGUUCUGUUUGGAACCUCCGCUUUCGUUCCCCAGGAUGCCCCCGUGCUGAGCGUCGCCGAGCUCGCGGCUAGAAAGGACCGGGGCGAGGAGCUGACCAUCAUCCGCCCGGAUAAUGAGCGGCCGUUUUUUUACCCUGUGAUAAACGCUACCAGAUAGAGCUUACCAGGUUUGAAUGACACCGCUGACGAAAGUACAGAUGCAGUUGGUAUGCUGGGUGCUCUUAAAUUGGGGAUUAGUUUCAAAAAUUAGAAAAUGUUCUGGUUUACCGAACAGGACCAGCGUGCCUAGGCUGAAGUGUUGUGAUGUACAGUGUAUAGAAUGUUUGAUGAGGGUUUUGCAGCCCAAACUGUUAGUGGUUACCUCCACUCGUGCUUUUUUGUAUGUCUGCCAGCGUUAGCCGCCUUACCUUGCUGGAAAAGUACAUGAAAGGCUCAGUUUCCUGUUUCCAGUGGCCUAUAUCUGCUUUUGCAAAAUAACUUUUGCUACUUGAGUAGAAAAUGUGUGACGUCGAUGUUCCUAUCGUUAGAUUUGCCGUGGUUCCAGCGCAAAGUUCUGCUCAUUAGUUUUCUGUAACGUGCAGAGGACCUACAGAAGCGAGAUCAACGAAGAGCAGUAACAACGCGCCAGAAGUUUGGGCUUCCUCCGCAAGUUUCUGAAAAGACAAAGCGUUGUUCCUAUUGACUGCAUUACAGUGAAGGACCUCUGGGCGUACAAAUACCGUUUACUCCAAUUUAUCAUCAGCUUCAUCACUCAUUCCGCCUUGCUGCGCGUUAUUUGAGCCAAUGCCGUCAAAUCUAAGAGCUUCCCUGGGAUAGUCGAAACCCAAUGACUUCUUCAGGCACUCCUGAAAACAAAAACAUCAAAAAGGCAAGCCAUCCAUUUUACAACUUUAGCCUACUUCUGGUUAGAAGCAUUGUAUAGUUCGUUGGAACUCUUUUUCUACUUUACUUCUGGUACUUAAGACGUUGUCGUAUUUUAUGUAUACAGCUGCUGAAGUUGUGUUCGGUAGUUGUGGCCUUUCGAGUACAAGAGUCAAGGGAUGUAAAUAAAUCUGAAUGUUUUUGCUUGGAGAAAUUCCUGACAUAACACCCAAGGUGUUUACUUUGCUGGUUGAAGUUAAAGUUUGAAAGGGUAAGAAGAGAAAAAGAAGAGAAAAAGA